AUGGCGUCCCCACUCCUCUGCGUCCUCCUCUACCUAAUCCGCCACCUUGCGGCCUGCCACGCCGCAACCGCAAGGGACACCAUCACGCCGGGCAGCCCGCUGGCGGCCAACGAGACGCUGGUCUCGGGCGGCGAGGGCAACUUCGCGCUGGGCUUCUUCACCCCGCCGGGCGCCAACAGCACCUACCUCGGCGUGUGGUACAACAAGGUCUCCCUCCGCACCGUCGUGUGGGUCGCCAACCGCGAGGCCCCGAUCGCGGGCGCCGUCGGGGACAACCAGGGCGCCACGCUCUCCGUGUCCGCCGGCGGCACGCUCGCCAUUGCCGCGGGGAACAAGACCGUCGUGUGGUCCGUCCAGCCGGCGUCCAGGCUGGCGAGCCCCACCGCCCAGAUCCUCGACAACGGCAACCUGGUGCUCGCGGACGGCGUCGGCGGCGCCGUGGCGUGGGAGGGGUUCGACUACCCGAUGGACACGAUGCUCCCGGAGAUGAAGGUGGGGAUCGACUACGUGAAAAGGAAGAACAGGACGCUGACGUCGUGGAAGAGCCCGUCCGACCCCUCCCCGGGCCCCGUCGCCAUGGUGAUGGACACCAACGACGACCCCCAGGUGUUCAUCUGGAACGGCGGCGAGAAAGUCUGGCGCUCCGGCCCCUGGGACGGCGUCCAGUUCACCGGCGUGCCGGACACCGCCACCUACUCCGGCUUCACCUUCAGCUUCAUAAACAAUGCGCAGGAAGUAACUUACAGCUUCCAGCUGCAGCGUUCGACGUGGGUGGAGGCGGCGCGGGCGUGGAACCUGUACUGGUACGCUCCCAAGGACCAGUGCGACGCGGUGUCUCCCUGCGGCCCCAACGGCGUGUGCGACACCAACAACAUGCCCGUCUGCUCCUGCCUCCACGGGUUCACCCCGAAGACCCCCGCCGCGUGGGCGCUGCGGGACGGCCGCGACUGGUGCGUGCGGUCCACGCCGCUGGACUGCCGCAACGGCACCGACGGCUUCAUCACGGUGCGCCACGCCAAGGUGCCCGACACGGAGCGGAGCGCGGUGGACGGGUGCCUCACGCUGGAGCAGUGCCGCCAAGCGUGCCUCCGGAACUGCUCCUGCACCGCGUAA
Molecule: messenger RNA, 1113 nt
Organism: Miscanthus lutarioriparius
Lineage: Eukaryota; Viridiplantae; Streptophyta; Magnoliopsida; Poales; Poaceae
Source: the annotation of a GenBank genome assembly